Molecule: messenger RNA, 548 nt
Organism: Guyanagaster necrorhizus
Lineage: Eukaryota; Fungi; Basidiomycota; Agaricomycetes; Agaricales; Physalacriaceae
Exons: 1
Coding region: 39-500 (153 amino acids)
Source: RefSeq, a predicted model, not a curated record
GGCUUACAAUUUCGAUCCAUUCAUAUAUUUCAAGCGCCAUGCUCUCGAAAAGCUGGAGAACGUUGAAAUAUCUCUUCUACUUUGUCAUGACACACUACCAUCCGCACGAUUUUGCUACUAUCCCUUCUCACAACAGUUAUAUCUUUGAUCCCAAUUUUACCUCUCGUCAAGACAGAAAACUGUGGACCGCUCGGUCGUAUCUCAACUUCGUGGCUCUGCACUGUCCAGAUGGAGCGGGAGAGGCGGUCGUUAAGAAGAUAGAGUUCAUGAAGUCCACAUGGGCCCUGAACCAUAAGUAUCUCCUCUUCUACGUUAAGGACUGCCAUAAUAUUCCUGGCAGGGACACUGUUAUCUGGGUAGAGCACUUCAUCGACGACAAUCCCAAUCAGCCUUCACCAGAGUCUCCGAAGUCCGAUGCCUCGAUGAUACCCUCACUUGAACCUCCCCUGAAGGAGAGCCAUCUCCUUUCCUCUAAAUCUGUCGCUCAUGCCAGCUCUUGAAUUUCCCCCUCUUUGCCCUGUGGUCUGGCUCUCGACAUCUUUUCUGUU